This is a messenger RNA of Alternaria burnsii, 954 nucleotides long. RefSeq lists its product as uncharacterized. The record is from RefSeq and is a predicted model, not a curated record. NCBI's taxonomy places the organism in Eukaryota, Fungi, Ascomycota, Dothideomycetes, Pleosporales, Pleosporaceae. The transcript is spliced from 6 exons. Bases 1 to 954 code for a protein of 317 amino acids.
AUGAGCGAUACCAACUCUGACGACUGGGUUGACUCGCCUAACGACUCGCUAGGAGUAGAUGAGGAUAGACAAAGCGAAGCGGACAACGUGAAUCCUAGUUCAGUUCAGCAGGAUGAGCAGCAAUUUCCGCGAAGGAGCGUGGAAGAAGUAGAGAAGACUGCCGCAAGUACACACAGACGCACCUCAUCUCUAUCAUCGGGCAUCGCAGCCAUGUCACCCACCGAACUCGCGUCUGCCCAGCCGCGCCAACCCAGUCCUCCACCUCCACCGCAUAGUUCCACUUUACCAAAUCAAAUCGAACACACGCCCGAUCACGAUCGGAACCGCUCCCCCAAGUCCUCUUUACCAGACUACCACAACCCGGACUCACCGACGCAGAAAAGGGGGAAAGGCGUCUUUCGCAACCCAGUAGCAGAUACAUGGCGCGAGGACGCGUACAUGAAGAAAGAGCCGACUCAUCAGAAGAUGACCGCUGGAGAAGCCAGCAAGGUGCAAGAUAGGUGGAGAUGCGAGUACUGCGGUCGACUGAAUGACAGGGGGAUUGAGACAACUACGCCGGAAAAUCCAGCCACUACUGAGUCGGCAACACAGAGACGUGAAACGGAGAACAUAAGGAUCGGUGCUGCUGGGCCAUCGCGAGCAUCAACAGAUCCAUUCUACGCCCACGCACCUUCAACUUUCAGCGUGUCUUGCGCGAGAUGCGAAUAUUGCAAAGAGAAGCUCCCUUUCAACAUUUUGACGUACGACUCUGAGGCGGUCAGACAGGUGUUGAGACCAAGGGCUAGGGCUAGAGUAGCACGCAGAGUAGCGUUUAGGCGGAGGGUGAAUCUAAGGAACGAGGAGGCUGAAGCAAACGAUCAGGAAAGAGAAGAGAGCAUGAACCCAAGAGGAGACCAGAGUGAGGAGAAUGAUGCGAGGAAUAAUGAAGACGAGUGGGAAGACGACAACGAAUGA